CUGUGCGACGCGUGCGCAUCCCAUUGUAUGCGCGUGAGGCUGUUUUUGGCGCGAGAGCGUCUAGCUCAUGCGCAUGCUGAUUGGCUGGAUUUGCCACUGGACGGAUGCAUGCGCGAGAGGCAGCAAACUCCUGUGUGCAGGGAAAAAGCCGCCGCCUCAGCCUCAUUAUCCAACACGAAUAGGAAAACAUCGAAAAAUAUCUCAGGGAGCUCUGAAUGCUGUGAUCAAGAAUCAUCUCUGCAUUUUAAGAGGUCACACCCUACAACAGAGCACUGUAGUUGACCACUUUCCUCCCCAGACCAGGGAGCCACACAGGUCACAUUAGCUCAUAGGAAAAACUUUUAGAAUCAGCCAUGGGAAAGAAGAACCAGAACCGUGAAGAUGAUGAGGCUGCUUCCUCAGAUGAGGAAGAGUAUGUAGUGGAGAAGGUUUUGGACAGGAGAGUUGUGAAGGGCCGUGUGGAAUAUUUCCUCAAGUGGAAAGGCUUUACAGACAAACACAACACAUGGGAACCAGAGAAGAACCUGGACUGUCCAGAGCUUAUCGCAGAGUUCAUGAAGACCUAUAAAAAGGGAAGCAGUGGAAGCACACCCAGCAGCAAGCCCUCCAGCACAGGCUCUUCUUCGGCCCGUCCCAAAGACAGUAGCGGCAGCAGCAGCACAAGCAAGAGGAAAAACUCAGAAGAAGAGAACGGGAGUGGCAGCAAACCCAAAAAGAAAAAGGAGGAUGAGAUUCUUGUAGCAAGAGGGUUUGAGCGAGGCCUGGAGCCUGAGAAGAUUAUUGGAGCAACAGACUCUUGUGGAGACCUUAUGUUCCUUAUGAAGUGGAAGGACUCUGAUGAGGCAGACCUUGUGCUUGCAAAGGAAGCCAAUCACAAGUGCCCACAGAUCGUCAUUGCCUUCUACGAGGAGCGUCUGACCUGGCAUGAAGACGGCGAUAAGAAGGAAAAGAGUGCCACGGCAGUUUAAAUGGCAUAAGGGGGAGGAAAGACAGAGUCCUCCAAACCUUGUGCCCUUUGUCGCACCGGUGACACUCUCAUAGCCAACUUUUAACGGACCAUUUAGAAAAAGAAACAGCCAGCGAGUAAUGGAGGUUACUGCCCACUUUGACAACCUCUGUCCACCCUUCAUGAAACAGCAUCACUCACCAGACAAAAACCGAAAGGCCAUGGCGAACUGUGGCUGCAGCAGAGAGCGGUGGAAUGCGAUCUCUUUUCUCUUACUCUCUCUGAUCUUCCUUCUGUUUUGUCAUUAUUUGUGUAUUUGUGCCCCUACAACUAUGUUCUUAUGAUGUGUUGUGUGCUAGUGUAGAUGUGAAACGAUGAAAACCCAUACAUGCCAACCUUGAAACUUUAUGAUUUCGUAGUAUUGCUGACAUGACUGAAAAAAAAAAAACGGUUGAGGUUCAGCGUUCAUCUGUAACGCUGGAUAAAGGGUUAUUCCAAUCAGGUAGAAAGAAUUUUGCUGUAUCACAAUUUUUUUACUGUAAUAAUGACCCAUGUGGGGUAAAAUCCUGUGAUUUAUUUUAUUUUUUUAUUCUUUUUUUGGCUUCUAAUUGUCAGUAAAGCCACAUAACAGAACUUUACCUUAUGAUUACUUGCCCAGAUUAAAAUUAGGACAAUUAGUUAUUGGCUUUUUUUUUUUUUUUUUUUUUUACUUUCUCCAUCUAACAUCUGUGCAAAAAUUAUAUAACUCUUCUAGUGUCAAAAUUGGCCCUUUUUAACCAUUCUUAAUCUUUAAACGUAUCACUCUUGCUUGUUGGAGGGCAGACAAUCGUCAUCAUGUGAGUGUGAAAUGGGACAUUUUUAUCAGUUUCCACACACUUUUUUUUUCCUUUAUUCAUUUUGCUCCACAAGUCUAACUGAUAUACUCCCUCUUGUGGCUGAUUUUGGUGAACACAUUCCCUGUUUGACCUCAUGAACUCAGCUGUCCUCAUUCACGUGGUAGAUUAAAUAUAUAUAUCGGGUUCUUAUUACUUUUUUAACCUAGAGUUGACUCAAUAAAAUGGUGUUUAUCAAGGUCACGUGACUACACUGGAGUUUUGUGCUCUGUAGUGCUUUUUUUUUGUUCUUUUACAGAGCCACUGAACAAAGCUAUUUACAUUGACAGCCUUUGAGAUCAUUUACAACAGGAAAAGUGUUUUAUUUUAAAAGUAUGGACACAGUCCACUGGCAAUAGAAUAGUGGGAAAGGUUUUGUUUGCGAUGGAGUUGUUUGUAAUGGGGGGAAAAGGUUUUAAACAUUUAAACAGGGUUGAACAUGUAGUUACUUUUUUUUUGGUAUGGUUUUUGUUGGAUUGCAAAAAGACCAUCCUUGCCAUGAUCAUUUCCACAGAUGAAUCAGUUUUUGCAGUUGUUUUUAAAAUGUGCAACAAUAGAUGUCUUUUUCUAUGUUAUGUGCACAGCCUUUUUUUAAUGUCAUGUACCAAAUUGUAGUAAAUCUAGUUUUCAACACUAACCGUUGAACGUUUUUGGAAACCCUAAACCCUGGCUUUUUGACUCAAAGUCAUACUAAAUAAAUUUCAUUGUAGUGCUGA
This is a messenger RNA of Ctenopharyngodon idella (grass carp), 2534 nucleotides long. RefSeq names its product chromobox homolog 5 (HP1 alpha homolog, Drosophila) (gene cbx5). Gene Ontology annotation, biological process: negative regulation of transcription by RNA polymerase II; chromatin organization. NCBI's taxonomy places the organism in Eukaryota, Metazoa, Chordata, Actinopteri, Cypriniformes, Xenocyprididae. Gene Ontology annotation, molecular function: chromatin binding. The record is from RefSeq and is a predicted model, not a curated record. Gene Ontology annotation, cellular component: pericentric heterochromatin; nucleus. The transcript has 6 exons. Bases 354 to 968 code for a protein of 204 amino acids.